CCUCCUCCUCCUCCUCCUGCCGGGCGGGGCGAGGGUCGGCAGUCCCGGCGCGCUGCCGCCGCGUGGAGCCGCGCUGCGUGUUCCCGAUCCCAAAUCCCCGAUCCCAUCAUAUCCCCGAUCCCUGCUCCCCGCUCCCGGCUCCCUCCGCCGCCCCGAGCCGUGCCCCCGCUGCGGGCCGGCGGCGCGGGGAUGGGCGCGGGGCUGUGAGCGCGGCCGGGAGCCGUGGCCAUGGGGAACAUCUCCUCCAACAUCUCCGCCUUCCAGUCCCUGCACAUCGUCAUGCUGGGCCUGGAUUCGGCGGGCAAGACCACGGUGCUCUACCGCCUCAAGUUCAACGAGUUCGUCAACACCGUGCCCACCAUCGGCUUCAACACGGAGAAGAUCCGGCUCAGCAACGGGACGGCCAAGGGCAUCAGCUGCCACUUCUGGGACGUGGGCGGCCAGGAGAAGCUGCGCCCGCUCUGGAAGUCCUACAGCCGCUGCACCGAUGGCAUCAUCUACGUGGUGGACUCAGUGGACGUGGACCGGCUGGAGGAAGCCAAAACGGAGCUGCACAAGGUGACCAAGUUCGCGGAGAACCAGGGCACCCCGCUGCUGGUCAUCGCCAACAAGCAGGACCUGCCCAAAUCGCUGCCGGUGGCCGAGAUCGAGAAGCAGCUGGCCCUCCACGAGCUGACCCCUUCCACCACCUACCACAUCCAGCCCGCCUGCGCCAUCAUCGGCGAGGGGCUGACGGAGGGCAUGGACAAGCUCUACGAGAUGAUCCUCAAGCGCAGGAAGUCCCUCAAGCAGAAGAAGAAGCGGACAGACAAUAGUGGUGAUAACAAAGCGGCUCCCGCCAGCCGAGCCCAGAUCCCGGAGCUCCCCUCUCCCACCGCCCCGUGCUCCUGA
Molecule: messenger RNA, 891 nt
Organism: Motacilla alba alba
Lineage: Eukaryota; Metazoa; Chordata; Aves; Passeriformes; Motacillidae
Gene: ARL4C
Product: ADP ribosylation factor like GTPase 4C
Exons: 2
Coding region: 229-891 (220 amino acids)
Biological process (GO): endocytic recycling; intracellular protein transport
Cellular component (GO): cytoplasm
Molecular function (GO): GTPase activity; GTP binding
Source: RefSeq, a predicted model, not a curated record